CCUGGCCGGCUCCAACCCCAUAAAUACCCGUGGGCCAGAGGGAGGGCUGCACACGGGCUGGCACACACCAUGGGUCACCUGGGGCUGGUCGUCUUGGGCCUCACCUGCUGCUGGGCAGCCGUGAGCGCGGCCAAGCUGGGCGCAGUGUACACGGAAGGAGGUUUCGUGGAAGGUGUCAACAAGAAGCUUGGCCUCUUUGGCGACUAUGUGGACAUCUUCAAGGGCAUCCCCUUUGCUGCACCCCCAAAGGCCCUGGAGAACCCCCAGCGGCACCCCGGCUGGCAAGGAACCCUGAAGGCCAAGGACUUCAAGAAGCGGUGCCUGCAGGCCACCAUCACCCAGGACAACACCUACGGGGCAGAGGACUGCCUCUACCUCAAUAUCUGGGUUCCCCAGGGCAAGAAGGAAGUCUCCCGAAACCUGCCUGUCAUGAUCUGGAUCUAUGGAGGCGCGUUCCUCAUGGGAUCCGGCCACGGGGCCAACUUUCUCAGCAACUACCUGUAUGACGGGGAGGAGAUCGCCACGCGAGGCAACGUCAUUGUGGUCACCUUCAACUACCGCGUCGGGCCCCUGGGCUUCCUCAGCACUGGGGACGCCAACCUGCCAGGUAACUUUGGCCUUCGGGAUCAGCACAUGGCCAUCGCUUGGGUGAAGAGGAACAUCGCAGCCUUCGGGGGGGACCCCGACAACAUCACUAUCUUUGGGGAGUCAGCUGGAGGCGCCAGCGUUUCUCUACAGACCCUCUCUCCCUACAACAAGGGCCUCAUCCGCCGAGCCAUCAGCCAGAGUGGCGUGGCCCUGUGCCCGUGGGCCAUCCAGAGGAACCCCCUUUUCUGGGCCAAAAGGAUCGCUGAGAAGGUGGGCUGCCCCUUGGACGAUACCGCCAGGAUGGCCAAGUGUCUGAAGGUUACCGACCCCCGCGCCCUGACGCUGGCCUACAAGAUGCCCCUGGCCGGCAUGGAGUAUCCCAUGCUGCACUAUCUGGGCUUCCUCCCUGUUGUCGACGGAGACUUCAUCCCCGAUGACCCCGUCAACCUGUACGCCAACACGGCCGACAUUGACUACAUAGCGGGCACCAACAACAUGGACGGCCACAUCUUUGCUGGCAUCGACGUGCCCGCCAUCAACAAGAACAACCAGGAGGUCACGGAAGAGGACUUCUACAAGCUGGUCAGCGGGCUCACCAUCACCAAGGGGCUUAGGGGUGCCAACACCACCUUUGACAUCUACACUGAGCCCUGGGCCCUCGACGCAUCCCAAGAGACCAAGAAGAAGACCGUGGUGGACUUGGAGACUGACAUCCUCUUCCUGGUGCCCACCGAGAUUGCCGUGGCCCAGCACAGAGCCAAUGCCAAGAGCGCCAAAACCUACACCUACAUGUUCUCCCACCCCUCUCGGAUGCCCACCUACCCCAAAUGGGUGGGGGCUGACCACGCAGAUGACCUCCAGUAUGUCUUUGGGAAGCCCUUCGCCACCCCCCUAGGCUACCGGACCCAAGACAGGACGGUCUCCAAGACUAUGAUCGCCUACUGGACCAACUUUGCCAGAACUGGGGACCCCAACAUAGGACACUCGGCUGUGCCCACGCACUGGGAUCCCUACAGCAUAGAAAAUGGCAACUACCUGGAGAUCACCAAGAAGAUGGACAGCCACUCCAUGAAGCAGCACCUGAGGGCCAGCUACCUGCGCUACUGGACCUUGACCUACGAGGCCCUGCCCACAGUGAGCGGAAAUGGGGCCGCCCCUGCUCCCCCCUCCGGGGACUCUGAGGCCGCCCCUGCUCCCCCCUCUGGGGACUCUGAGGCUGCCCCCGCUCCCCCCAACGGGGACUCUGAGGCCGCCCCUGCUCCCCCCUCCGGGGAUUCGGAGGCCGCCCCUGUCCCCCCCUCUGGGGACUCUGAGGGAGCUCAGAUGCCUGUAGUCAUCGGCUUCUAAUGUCCUCGGCCCUAAGAAGCCGUAGGGUGAGACCCCGGGGGCCACCUCCCCUGCAGAGCUCCUCCGGAAUAAAGCUUCAUCUGUCUG
Molecule: messenger RNA, 2022 nt
Organism: Mustela erminea (ermine)
Lineage: Eukaryota; Metazoa; Chordata; Mammalia; Carnivora; Mustelidae
Gene: CEL
Product: carboxyl ester lipase
Exons: 11
Coding region: 70-1935 (621 amino acids)
Biological process (GO): synaptic vesicle endocytosis; postsynaptic membrane assembly; neuron cell-cell adhesion
Cellular component (GO): postsynaptic specialization membrane; synapse; cell surface
Molecular function (GO): neurexin family protein binding; signaling receptor activity; sterol ester esterase activity
Source: RefSeq, a predicted model, not a curated record